AUGCACUUACCUAUUUUUCUGCGACGUUCGAGAAAUUUUGCAAAAAAUGUGUCGAAUUUUGGGAGAGUUCAGACAUUUCAUACGGCAGUAGUUACACAAGUCAGCAAUGCUACAAAAGUAGCUCGAAAACGCCAAGAGAAGUUGGAUUCAGAGCAAGGUUCCGACAAACAACAUAUACGCCAAACAAAGAAGUCAAAAGAUGAUUUCAAUAUACGAAAUGAAAGCUAUAUACUAGCUCAGAAAGUUGCCAAGUUAACAAAAGGCGAACAGCCAAAAGCCGCACUAGAUUUACUUGUGAAAAAGUCAUUGGCACCAAAAACUGUCGCAUACAAUCACUUGUUGGGAUAUCAUUUGAGGAAGGGCGAAUACAACUCUGCUUGGUCCUUGUACAAUAUGAUGAAAAAGUCAAUGCAGAUGCCGAAUGAAUUUACUUACACAAUUCUGUUACAAGGACUAUACUCUAUACUGGUGAACGAUGAAGCUGCCAGUAAGAAGAAGCUAUCUGAAUUAAUAAAGAAAGUAUACGAAAAUCUUUAUCGAUCUAAUUCGACGGUAUCUCCAAACACGAUUCAUAUCAAUAUAUUGGCUCAAUGCUGUUUGAAACUUAAGGAUGUCGAGUUUGCAAACGAUAUCCUCUUGCAACCAAAAACAAAAUUGGAUUCCUCAAUUGCCUCAAAAGUUAUGUAUUUAUAUCUUGAUAUUGCUGAAAUGCAGCCUGAUCGGUUCGAGGAAAUGCACAAGUUUGCUCGCGAUUUGUGGGAGUUCACAGUCUCAAAAUAUAAAGAUAAUGAGUUUGUAAUCCAUGAAGACCUACUCUGCUCUUAUGCAAAAAUUUUGUGUACUGCUAAGCAUGAGAGCAACAAAUUUCUAGCCCUAAGAAUCCUACAACAACAGGUGGACGCGCCAAUGCAAUAUCCUAUUCAAGAACCUCAUCCUACAUUGCCUGGUCAAUGUUGUGAGGUCACCUCUCGAUCAUUAAUCACCGUACUUUUUAUUCUCAGACAAUUGCACGAUGUGUCUUCUGCUGAUUUUUACUGGGCAUUCUACAAAUCAAAAAUUCCUUGGCCUCCUGCGAUUCAGGCCUUCCAUGAACGUCUCCGACUUUACGUUGAAUUGAAACAAGUAGAAAAAAUACCGGUUUUGUUACGUGAAAUGAGAGAAAUAAAUCUUUUACCUACCGCUCAGACUAUGGCAAUUGCUAUGUCUUUGUGCCUUCAACAAAAAUAUUCAAAAUUCGCUCAAGACAUUUGGGAACUAGCUCCUCCGAACACUGAAAAAAUUAAAUGGGUAAAAGAUUUGGUCCCUUCUUAA
Schizosaccharomyces osmophilus is the source of this 1311-nucleotide messenger RNA. RefSeq names its product mitochondrial PPR repeat protein Ppr2 (gene ppr2). The record is from RefSeq and is a predicted model, not a curated record. Lineage: Eukaryota; Fungi; Ascomycota; Schizosaccharomycetes; Schizosaccharomycetales; Schizosaccharomycetaceae. The transcript has a single exon. Gene Ontology annotation, molecular function: protein binding. Bases 1 to 1311 code for a protein of 436 amino acids.